AUGGCUUCCGCUAUGCGCCUGAGCUCAAGUGCUUUCCGCACUUCCCUCCGGGCGUCUUCCGCUUUCGGCGCCCGCUCCACGGCCUUCAACGCCGCUCGCUGCUACUCCGCCAAGGCCCAGACCCUGAAGGAGCGCUUUGCCGAGCUGCUACCCGGCAAGAUCGAGGAGAUCAAGGCCCUCCGCAAGGAGAGCGGCUCCAAGGUCAUCGACCAGGUCACCCUCGACCAGGUCUAUGGCGGUGCCCGCGGCAUCAAGGCCCUCGUCUGGGAGGGCUCCGUCCUGGACGCCCAGGAGGGUAUCCGCUUCCGCGGCAAGACCAUCCCCGAGUGCCGUGAGGUCCUCCCCAAGGCCCCCGGUGGCACCGAGCCCCUGCCUGAGGGUCUCUUCUGGCUGCUGCUGACCGGCGAGGUCCCGACCGAGCAGCAGGUGCGCGACCUGUCGGCCGAGUGGGCUGCCCGCUCGGAUGUGCCCAAGUUCGUCGAGGAGCUGAUCGACCGCUGCCCCACGGACCUGCACCCCAUGGCCCAGCUGUCGCUGGCCGUCACCGCCCUCGAGCAGACGUCGUCGUUCGCCAAGGCCUACGCCAAGGGCAUCAACAAGAAGGAGUACUGGGGCUACACCUACGAGGACUCGAUGGACCUGAUUGCCAAGCUGCCCACCAUUGCCGCCCGCAUCUACCAGAACGUCUUCAAGGGCGCCAAGGUUGCCGCUGUUGAGAAGGACAAGGACUACGGCUACAACUUUGCCAACCAGCUCGGCUUCGGCGGCAACGCCGACUUUGUCGAGAUGCUGCGCCUGUACCUGACCAUCCACUCCGACCACGAGGGCGGCAACGUCUCGGCCCACACCACCCACCUGGUCGGCAGCGCCCUGAGCUCGCCCUUUUUGUCCCUGGCCGCCGGCCUCAACGGCCUGGCCGGUCCCCUGCACGGCCUGGCCAACCAGGAGGUGCUGAACUGGCUGCAGGAGAUGCAGAAGUCGAUUGGCGGCGACAUCAGCGACGCCAAGAUCACCGAGUACCUGUGGUCGACGCUCAACAGCGGCCGCGUCGUGCCUGGCUACGGCCACGCCGUCCUGCGCAAGACGGACCCCCGCUACACCGCCCAGCGCGAGUUCGCCCUGGCCAAGAUGCCCGAGGACCCCUUGUUCAAGCUGGUCAGCCAGGUCUACAAGAUCGCCCCCGGCGUCCUGACCGAGCACGGCAAGACCAAGAACCCCUACCCCAACGUCGACGCCCACUCGGGUGUUCUGCUGCAGUACUACGGCCUGACCGAGUCGAGCUACUACACCGUCCUGUUCGGUGUGUCUCGCGCCCUGGGCGUGCUGCCCCAGCUGAUCAUCGACCGCGCCGUCGGUGCCCCCAUUGAGCGCCCCAAGUCCUUCUCCACCGAGAAGUACAUUGAGCUCGUCAAGAAGCUGUAG
Sporothrix brasiliensis 5110 is the source of this 1422-nucleotide messenger RNA. Its product is annotated as citrate synthase. The coding region runs from base 1 to 1422 and encodes 473 amino acids. Gene Ontology annotation, biological process: tricarboxylic acid cycle; carbohydrate metabolic process; citrate metabolic process. NCBI's taxonomy places the organism in Eukaryota, Fungi, Ascomycota, Sordariomycetes, Ophiostomatales, Ophiostomataceae. The transcript has 3 exons. Gene Ontology annotation, cellular component: mitochondrial matrix. The record is from RefSeq and is a predicted model, not a curated record.